AUGUCCUCGAAGCCCGUAAGCGUUGUGAUCCAUCUGUCGGAUGGCGACACCAAAGUACAGAAACCUCACAGCAUCGAUACCUUCACGCUUGUCACUCGCAAAAAUGAAUACCACUUCAGAGUGCCCCCAUCGUGUCAGCCACUUCCUGGUACUGUCCAGACGGAGCGCGAUGCCUGGGUCCAGGCCAUUCACAAGGUGUGUUCGGACUGGAGAAGAAAGUCCAAGAGUGAACGCAUGCUUGAGGUCAACGAGAGCCUCCGACAUCUAAGCAUAGCAGAAGACAUAGGAGAGGACAUCAACGGCUCUGAUGUCGAGUCCGCUGGUGAGGAUGUUUAUGAAGACCCAAAUUCAGCUGGCGACAUGAAUCCAAAUCCCCCCCAAGAAGUUCCAAAGCAGACCGCCCCCGAUGCUACCCCCUCCCACCUUGGCCCACCACCCUCUAGCAGAGGGCAUCCUCACCGGCAUACAGCAGGCUCGGUAGGGGACAAAGUACCUUGCACCAAGGACAUCCCGCCACCCCCACCUUUACCUCUCGAUUUCAAGAUCGGUCCACGAAAGACCACACCACAUCACACCAAGGCUUUCCACUGGGACCUCGUUGGUACUGAUAAGAUUGUAAAAUCAUUUUGGGGGAAAGGAAGCCAACAACACGUUGAAGUUGACACAACGCGUUUGGACAUGCAAUUUUCUGUUGAAAACGCGGGGUCCUUUGGAGCACCGGAACCCAGCAGUGCACAACACAUCAUGCUCAACCAAAAGAUUGCACACAACUUCAACAUUUUCCUCAAAAGUUUUGCGGUGCAGCCUGCAGAGCUGAAGGACAAGCUGUUCGUCAUUAACGAGGAGGACGGAGGCCUGUCUGACGAGCACAUUACCUCGCUGAGGAGGUAUGUUCCCACUCUGGAGGAUGUGGAGAUGUAUAAAUCCUACAAAGGACCAGUGAGUGAACUGCACAUUGUGGACCAGUACAUGAUGGAGAUGUGCGACAUUCCAUACCUGAGCACACAACUAGAACUGCUCCUGACCCUGAGAGAGCUUCCCAUCAGCAUGAGAGACCUGCAGCCUCUGAUUGGCCAGAAGAUUGCAAUGUGCACGCAGCUGCACACCUGCAAGUCAUUCGUUUCCGUGCUGGAGUACACGCUGGCCAUCGGCAAUUACCUCAAUGAGAACGCCGGAAAGGAAAAGGCCAAGGGAUUCCGCCUCUCAUCCUUAGCUAAACUGUCACAGCUUCGUGGAAGAGAACGGACUUUCAGCUUGCUCCAUGCCCUUGUGGAGCAGAUUAUGUUGCAUGAGCCAUUCUUGGCCAACUUUACCAACGAGUUGGCGGAAUUUGAAGCGGUCCCAGGAGCUUCUGUCAAAGGCCUAACCGCUGAGGUAGACGUCCUGAAAAAUGAACUGCAGAAAGUCAUCCAGUAUGGAAAAGCCUCCAAGAAGAGACAUGUUGGAGGACAUCAUGCACACUUCAGCAAAGACCUGAAGGCGGCAGUGGAGAAAUACAACGCAGAUCUUUUGGCCUUGAUUAAGUCUUGUGAGGAGAUGAAGAAGCUAUACUCUGGCAUCUUGGUGAAGUUUGGAGAGAUGGCCGACCAGGACUCUCAGGAGCUCUUUGGCUUCAUCUGUCAGUUCAUCCACGACUUCAAGAGGGCCCGCGCUGAUGUUAUGUAGAUGCCAAUGGACAUUAGAAUUCAUUACUGACAUGACAAGAAUAUAAACGCUGUGCUUUCUAUUCCCAUUUCCAUGAGUUUUAGUCAACAAUGUUAGAUUACAUACACGCAAAACAAACAGUGGACCCUCAAACAAAACAAAUUUCUCAAAGGAAAUAUAAAUAAUCUGUUUCAGGGUCUAACCAUAAAACCUUGAUGAGCAGUACUAACAAUAUUUUAAUUAACAUAAAGGCAAUACAAAUGUGCAGAGGGAGAUUAAUGCUUGUAUCUGGGAGGUAAUUCGCUUCACAAUAAGACUAAAUGCAUCUCCCUUUUCUGUGUACAUUCCUGUUCUUCUUCUUGGUGACAAAAAACAAAACAACAACAGAAAAACAUGGAGUGUCAUAUUUGUGUUUGUUUAUCCAUUCGUUUGUUAGUUAGCAGAAUUCUUCCUGGUUCUUGGAUGAUGAUGAACAGAUGGGCAGUGCCAUUGUGAUUCUGGGGUGAUGCCAUUGUGACUCAAAUGGUGAAAAAGUAAAUUCCUAUAUUUGCACCUUUUGUCUAGAUCCUCACCGAAAUGUAAUGUCUUCUUCCUUGAUGCAAGCACCGCCCCUUUGCAAAUUUUAGUAUUUUAUUUGUAAUCUUGCUAUUUGUCCAUUUAUCAUGUACUAUGUUACUAUGUCAACAUGACUGAAAACUAAACUUAAACAACAAAGCUAGUGUUGGGCGAAUACUUUUGCACACUACUGUAUGGCUUUGUUUCAAAGAAGGAAUAAUUUAAAUUCAUGCAAAAAUAAAUGUUUACCAUUUUGGGGGACUAUACUGUUUAGUGGCCAUUUUGCCCUUUGGGAAAGUGGGGCAGUGCCCUACCAAAUCCAGUAGAUGGCUUUGUGGGGUGUGGAUAAAUAGAUUGUAUUGGGAGUCGU
This is a messenger RNA of Phycodurus eques (leafy seadragon), 2569 nucleotides long. RefSeq lists its product as uncharacterized. Lineage: Eukaryota; Metazoa; Chordata; Actinopteri; Syngnathiformes; Syngnathidae. The transcript has 12 exons. Bases 1 to 1665 code for a protein of 554 amino acids. The record is from RefSeq and is a predicted model, not a curated record.